AUGGCAGUCUCGUUAGCUCUACGGCUGGUCGUCGGGGCCGGUCUGCUGUUCGUGGUGGCCUCUCUCUUAUCGACCCUUGUCAAAAGGAAGAACGAGAAGUUGUGUCUCCCGCCAGGACCGCCGGGAGAACCGCUCAUUGGGCAUCUUCGAAUCAUCCCAGCAGACCACCCGGAAUACCAAUACACAGAAUGGGGCAAACAGUACAAGUCGGAUGUUUUGCACCUGAACGUCCUGGGACGAUCGAUCAUCAUCCUGAACAGUAUUGAAGCCGCGCACGAUCUGCUCGACAAGAGGGGCCAGAAUUACGCUGACCGACCCCGAUUCGUUCUCUUUGAAGUAAUGGGGUGGGGCAUCACCUUGACCUUCCUACGAUGGGGCCCGAAGUUCAAACUGCACCGCAAGCUGCUCCAGAGUUCCUUCACCCCGUCGGCCUGCAAGCCGUACCGACCGAUCCAGGAGCAAGAGGCGCGCAAGGCCGCUCUCGAGAUCCUCUCCCAGCCAGGAGACUGGGAAUAUCUGUUGCGAAAGUACUCGACGGCGGUGGUGCUACGGAUCGGGUUUGGACUGGGCAUCAGCAGCGCGGACGACCCGUAUGUGCGGAUGGCGAUCGACGCCGAAGAGGCCACGGGCAACGGCGGCGUCCCGGCAGCGUCGUUUGUGGAUUUCUUCCCCGUGCUGCGCUUCCUGCCCGGCUGGCUGCUGAGCAGUCGUCUCGGCCCGCUGGAACACGCGCGUCAGUCCAAGGCGUACAUCCAGCGCCUGCACGACGCGCCGUGGGACUCGACCGAGCCGGAGAUCCGCGACGGACGCGCCGUCCGGCCGUCGUUCAUGCGCACCCAUCUGGAGCGGUACAUGCGGAACGAGGAGUCGGGCCAGGCCAACGAGGCCAGCAUUGCCGACCUCAAGGGCGCGGCGGGCGCCAUCUCCAUCGCGGGCGGGAACACCACCUGGUCGACGAUCGUGGUGUGCAUCAUGAACAUGCUGCUUCGGCCGGCGGUGCAGAAGAAGGCGCAGGCGGAACUCGACGCCGUGGUCGGUCGCGAUCGGCUGCCGAGCUUCGACGACCGCGACAAGCUGCCGUACCUCGAGAAGAUCAUCCAAGAGACCACGCGCUGGUGUCCGCUGUCGCCGGUCGGCGUGCCCCACGCCACCCUGAACCACGACACCUACAAGGGCAUGUUGAUCCCCAAGGGCAGCGUCGUCUAUGCCAACGCGUACGCCAUGACCCACGACGAGAGGUAUUACAGCGACCCCGACGACUUCAACCCGGACCGAUAUCUCCCCCCGGACCAGGGCGGGAGGGGCGAGCCUCUUCCCGAGGGCCCCUUCGGCUUCGGGCGCCGCGUCUGUCCGGGACAGUAUCUCGCCACUGCCGGCGUGUAUAUUAUGAUGGCCACGCUGCUGGCCACCAUGGAUAUGAAGUGUCCUGUCGGUCCGGACGGGAAGGAUAUCCUACCAAAUGUGAAAUUCACCAAUGGUCUUUCCAAGUGA
This is a messenger RNA of Capronia epimyces CBS 606.96, 1491 nucleotides long. RefSeq lists its product as uncharacterized. The record is from RefSeq and is a predicted model, not a curated record. The coding region runs from base 1 to 1491 and encodes 496 amino acids. The transcript has 3 exons. Lineage: Eukaryota; Fungi; Ascomycota; Eurotiomycetes; Chaetothyriales; Herpotrichiellaceae. Gene Ontology annotation, molecular function: monooxygenase activity; iron ion binding; oxidoreductase activity, acting on paired donors, with incorporation or reduction of molecular oxygen.